This is a messenger RNA of Symbiodinium natans, 1434 nucleotides long. Lineage: Eukaryota; Dinophyceae; Suessiales; Symbiodiniaceae. The record is from the annotation of a GenBank genome assembly.
AUGAAAAGAGUCGCCGUGCCCGGGCUCGUGCUUGCGCGUGCAGCUUCCCUGGUAGAGGAAGGAAGGCCGAAGCUUCCCUGGGAAUGUACAGAGUCAAACGCAGACUUCGCCCAGUUCCAGGAGUGCGCGAACUACCUUGGCCCCAAUGGCUUCGAUGCGGUGCAGGUCUCACCCGUGACCGAGCAUAUCCUCGGGUCGGAGUGGUUUACCAAGUACCAGCCCAUUGGCUUCGGCCUCAACUCCCGCUCGGGCAGUGAGGGCCAGUUCAAAGAGAUGGUCGCGAAGUGCCGCGCUGCUGGGGUUCAGGUCAUCGUGGAUGUGAUUCUCAACCACGUCGCCGCGCCAUGCCAGGCUGCCAUCGAGGCAGGCGGUGCGGUCGUGAUGCCCUGCAAGGGAUGGGCCGGCUCGCCCUACGGGAACCGGAGGAUCAACUCCCAGGAUGGCUGGAAGGGCCCCGAGCUUUUCCACAACCGCCAGGCCAUUGACGGCAACCUCCUGGGCAACUGCCCUGUUGAGGAGCCCAGCUUCACGUGUCCGCAGAGUGACCCUCCUGGUGACUGCACGCAAUGCGACUUCAAAGGCCUCCCUGACUGGAACACGGGUCUGCAGCCCACGCGCGACAUCCUGGUGAAGCAUCUCACGGAGUUGCACGAUCUGGGUGUAACAAUGCUCCGCCUCGAUGCAGCAAGCUACGUCUCCACGGAGGAUUUGGCAGCGAUCAUCAAUCAGCUGCCCUGGGACUUGGUGUACCAGGAGUGGUGGGGCGGCGUGCCUCUCGAAGAGAGGAGCGUGGCCGUCGGGCACUACCGGGAUCAGAAGUAUGGGCUGAAGAUCACCAAUGCCCUGGGCGUGGGCGACGCCAAGUACAUGCCGGAGCUCUUGAACAUUAGCCACGGCAUCGAUGGCAUCCCCCCAGAGCGCGCCGUCUACCCGCUGACCUUCCACGACCAGAGGACUUUCGAGGCUGAUCGCUUCGUCCCGACCUUCAAGAACGGCUUGGAGUUUCAUCAGCAGCAGAAGUUCAUGCUCGCCUGGCCGGAGGCGGUUGGCGUGCGCCUCUUUGGCGGCUACACCUUCACGGACAUGGAUGCGGGACCCCCUGGAAACUGUGGGAACGGCCGAUGCCAGCCAUUUCCCGUGUACAUGUUCAAUGAUGCCGAGCCUCGCUGCAUGCCGACGCCCACGACAUCCCCAUUGGCAACCGACUACGAGGGCUGGGUCUGUGAGCACCGCUGGGAGGGUAUCGCCGGCCUUGUGGGCUUCCGCAAGGCUUGUCGCGGGCUUCCCGUUACGCAGACGUGGUCGGAGUCGAGCAUUCCAUCUGUAGGACUAGGACGCUUUGCUUUCCGCGCUGGUCCCGACUGCUUCGUUGCACUGGUGCGAGGUGGCCCAACUACUGGGGCAACCUCGGCCCUUGGCGGCUCGCAGGCGUGA